Molecule: messenger RNA, 2177 nt
Organism: Thalassophryne amazonica
Lineage: Eukaryota; Metazoa; Chordata; Actinopteri; Batrachoidiformes; Batrachoididae
Product: interferon-induced protein 44-like
Exons: 8
Coding region: 91-1434 (447 amino acids)
Molecular function (GO): GTP binding
Source: RefSeq, a predicted model, not a curated record
UUUUUUUUCUACCUUAAUGUAACAUAUUAUUAGCUGGAAUAGUUGUAAUUCGUACACCACAGUGAACUGAAAGAUCUCCGAGAAGACAGAAUGUCCACCUUGCAGUCCAGGCUCAGCAGAAGCCAGCAGGAAACAAUCUUGUCUCACCUCGGACAUGUGAAGCUCACGUUGCUGUACAAGGCCAGUGUUCACGGCUUCACAGCUGCAGCAUUCCACCAGCGGUGUGACUACCACUGUCCCACACUGUCAGUAGGCUAUAACGCCUCUGGUUAUGUGUUUGGAGGCUACACCACUCAAGCCUUUAAUCAGACGGGACAGUACGUUUACGAUGAUCAGGCCUUUCUUUUCACCUUGAGUGGAAAAGACAUCCUGACAUAUAAGACCCUGAGUCCUAAUUAUGCAAUGUACAUGACAAAUAACUGUGGUCCAAAUUUUGGUGCAGCGUUCGUGCUGAUUAAUGAAGGCCAACCUCAAGUCUACAGCAAGCCAGGAACAUAUUACAGUUUCCCUACUGCAGAAAUGCAUGGCAACGACUUCAAGCUGACUGAAUGCGAAGUCUACCAAGUUGAAAAAAGCACAGACUUUGAGAAACCAUGGAGGGUUGUAGUCUGGAAAAAUGAGAAGAAGCAAGAGAUGCUAGAAACUAUUAAGAGCUACAGUCCUGCAGUUUCAAGUGUGUCCCAGGUUCGGGUUCUGCUCAUUGGACCAGUUGGGGCUGGCAAAUCCAGUUUCUUCAAUUCCAUCAACUCUGUGUUCAGAGGUCACAUCACCAGCCAGGCCAUUGCUGGCAGCUCAACCAGCAGCCUCACCACACAGUUUCGCACCUACUCUGUGAAAGCUGGGAGAGAAGGAAAGCCUCUGCCAAUCAUCUUUUGUGACACCAUGGGAUUGGAGGAGAGCACAGAGGCGGGGCUGGAUGUAGAUGACAUUUCCACCAUUCUCAGAGGUCACACACCAAACCUUUACCAGUUCAACCCAUCUGUUCCUCUGCAUCCGGAAUCUCUGGGUUAUUGUAAAUCUCCAGGUCUCAAGGACCGGAUACACUGUGUGGUUUAUGUCAUUGAUGCCUGCAAGAUCUCCAUCAUGCCCUCUAAGUUAGAGGAGAAGCUGAACGCUGUUCGAAGAAAGGUCAACAGAAUAGGAAUUCCUCAGAUGGUCCUACUAACUAAAGUUGAUGCAGCCUGUCCUCUUGUCUCAGAGGACAUCAGAAAUAUCUAUAGGAGUGGCUACAUCAAGGACUUGAUGAAGGAGAUCAGCGCUCGGCUCGGUGUGCCACUGUCCUGUGUAGUUCCGGUGAAGAACUACCACGAGGAGUUGGAGUUGGACUUGAGCUGUGACAUCCUGCUGCUCAGCGCCAUCAUUCAGAUGCUUCGAUUUGUUGAUAAUCACUUUGAUGAUAUCAGCGACCGCCUGGACAAGCUUGAGACCAAAUAAUUACAACCACAAAUGUCAAAGCGUGACCAAGUCUGCUUAUGGAGUGUAUUUACCAGUUUCACCUCAUUUCCAUCUUAUUUUAUGAGGGAUUUCUUUAAAUGAUAAGGCCCCAUAUAAACAAAACAAAAAAAUACACUUUUCUUCAUGUUGAGUUUGAUGAAGUGCUAACAUCAGCGGCUUUGCUAUUUGCUAGCCUCGACUCCUGGCGAGUUUUGGUUUUUGAUGUGACCUUGUCCUACAGAAUAGUAGCCCUGCUUCACUGAACACUUUUGCUCAAGGGCCAUCAACCCUAUUUCUGGAUAUAUCACCUGUUCCGCAGGUUUUCCAACUCUCCUUGUACCACCCACUGCUAAUGAACCAAGGUGUGCUCAUCCAAUCAAGACCUAGUAAACACCAGACGUGACUAACAGACAAUGUGCACUGACGUCACACGCAACACAUGGUUAUGUUUACACAGCCAUAAUGGACGGCAAGCACUGUAUACACCACAGUAUGGCUGAUGCCGGAUUGUCAGUGGACAGCAGUUAUUUUGUCCGAUAUACCAAAAGCACUCAGUCCUGAUCAGACAAGAUAUUUAGAGAAAAUACAGACAAUCAGUGUUGAUCCCUACAAUAUUUCCCUUGAGAAGUUCGCCAGUUUUAGUGAUUUCGAGUCAGAGCUCUAUUGAGCUGAGUAUUCCAUUAACUUUAACUAGUAAUGACUUCAUGACUUUCUUUGCUAACAAAAUUUUAACUAUUAGAGAA